Molecule: messenger RNA, 3186 nt
Organism: Apaloderma vittatum (bar-tailed trogon)
Lineage: Eukaryota; Metazoa; Chordata; Aves; Trogoniformes; Trogonidae
Gene: TRPM8
Product: transient receptor potential cation channel, subfamily M, member 8
Exons: 23
Biological process (GO): calcium ion transmembrane transport
Cellular component (GO): membrane
Molecular function (GO): ligand-gated calcium channel activity
Source: RefSeq, a predicted model, not a curated record
AUGCGACACCGAAGAAAUGGCAAUUUUGAGAGUACCAGGCUCCUCUAUUCCAGCAUGUCUCGCAGCAUAGACGUGUCCUGCAGUGAUGCUGAUUUGGUCAACUUCAUCCAAGAAAACUUUAAGAAGAGAGAAUGUGUUUUUUUUACGAAAGACACCAAGUCUAUGGGUAACUUAUGUAAAUGUGGAUACCCUGAAAAUCAACAUAUAGAGGGCACUCAGGUUAAUACGAAUGAAAAAUGGAACUACAAGAAACACACUAAGGAACUUCCUACUGAUGCCUUUGGGGACAUUCACUUUGAAAACAUGGGGAAAAGAGGAAAAUACAUCCGUUUGUCAUGCGAUACAGACUCCGAAACACUCUAUGAUCUCAUGACUCAGCACUGGCACCUGAAAACCCCUAACCUGGUCAUCUCUGUCACUGGGGGCGCAAAGAACUUUGCGCUCAAGCCCCGGAUGCGCAAAAUAUUCAGCAGGCUGAUCUACAUUGCCCAGUCCAAAGGGGCCUGGAUUUUCACAGGAGGCACGCAUUACGGAUUGAUGAAGUACAUCGGGGAAGUGGUGAGAGACAACACCAUCAGUCGGAGCUCAGAGGAGAACGUGGUGGCUAUUGGCAUAGCAGCCUGGGGCAUGAUUUCCAACCGAGAAAGUCUGAUUCGCAGCGGUGAUAAUGACGGGUACUACUUGGCCCACUACAUAAUGGAUGAUCUCAAGAGAGACCCCCUCUAUUGCCUGGAUAAUAAUCAUACCCAUCUCUUACUGGUUGAUAACGGCACCCACGGGCACCCAACAAUAGAGGCAAAAGUACGAACUCAGUUGGAAAAGUACAUUUCGGAGCGGGUCAUCCCAGGUGUGACAUCUAUCAAUGUGGCCAUCAAGAGUAAGAUUCCCUGUGUUGUGGUGGAAGGCUCUGGACGGAUUGCGGACGUUAUUGCUAGCUUGAUGGAGGCAGAAGGCACUCUUGCUUCUUCAUGUGUCAAGGAGAGCUUGCUCAGGUACCUACCUCGCACCAUUUCAAGGCUCUCGGAAGAGGAGACUGAAAGCUGGAUCAAAUGGAUCAAAGAAGUCCUUGAGAACCCUCAUUUACUGACAGUAAUAAAAAUAGAAGAAGCUGGAGAUGAAAUUGUGAGCAAUGCCAUUUCUUUUGCCCUGUACAAAGCUUUCAGCACCAAUGAACACGACAGAGAUAACUGGAACGGGCAGCUGAAGCUGCUGCUGGAAUGGAAUCAGUUGGACCUGGCCAGUGAUGAGAUCUUCACCAAUGACCGAAACUGGGAGUCUGCUGACCUGCAGGAUGUCAUGUUUACAGCCCUAGUGAAAGACAGGCCCAAAUUUGUCCGUCUCUUCUUGGAAAAUGGCUUGAAUCUGAGGAAGUUCCUUACCACAGAGGUCCUUAGAGAGCUGUACACGAACAACUUCAGCAGCCUAGUGUUCAAGAACCUGCAGAUUGCAAAGAACUCCUAUAACGAUGCACUCCUCACAUUUGUGUGGAAGAUGGUUGAGGACUUCCGAAGAGGUCUCAAAAGAGAUGACAAAAAUAGCAAGGAUGAGAUGGAGAUACAUCUUUCAGAUGAGUGUCCUAUCACAAGGCACCCGUUGCAAGCUCUGUUUAUUUGGUCAGUUCUUCAGAACAAGAAAGAGUUGUCUAAAGUCAUUUGGGAGCAAACCAGAGGUUGCACUUUGGCAGCUCUUGGGGCCAGUAAGCUCCUAAAAAGCAUGGCGAAGGUGAAGAAUGACAUAAAUGCUGCUGGGGAGUCUGAGGAACUUGCUAAUGAGUAUGAGACAAGAGCAGUAGAGCUCUUCACCGAGUGCUACAGCAGUGAUGAAGAUCUGGCUGAACAGCUGCUGACCUAUUCCUGUGAAGCCUGGGGAGGGAGCAAUUGUCUGGAACUAGCAGUGGAAGCUAAAGACCAGCAGUUCAUUGCACAGCCAGGGGUGCAGAAUUUCCUUUCCAAACAGUGGUAUGGAGAGAUUUCAAGAGAUACUAAGAACUGGAAGAUUUUACUGUGUCUGUUCUUCUUCCCUUUAAUAGGCUGUGGUUUCAUCUCAUUCAGGAAAAAGCCUGUGGAGAAGAGUAAGAAACUCUUCCUGUAUUAUGUGUCUUUCUUCACCUCCCCCUUUGUCGUCUUCUCCUGGACCGUCAUCUUCUACAUUGCCUUCCUAUUGCUCUUCGCCUACGUGUUGCUUAUGGAUUUCCAGAAAGAACCUACCGUCCUGGAGAUAUUCCUUUACGUGCUGGUCUUCAUUCUGCUUUGUGAUGAAGUGAGACAAUGGUACAUGAAUGGCAGUAAGUAUUUCUCAGAUCUGUGGAAUGUUAUGGAUACGCUAGCAAUCUUCUACUUCAUAGCAGGAAUUGUGUUCAGGCUUCACUCAUCUGAUGAAAGCUCUUGGUAUUCUGGGAGAGUCAUAUUCUGUUUGGACUACAUAGUUUUUACUCUGAGGCUGAUCCAUAUUUUCACAGUUAGCAGGAAUCUAGGACCCAAAAUUAUUAUGCUGCAGAGGAUGAUGAUAGAUGUCUUCUUCUUCCUCUUCCUCUUUGCUGUGUGGAUGGUGGCCUUUGGUGUGGCCAGGCAAGGCAUCCUGAGGAAGAACGAGCACCGCUGGGAGUGGAUAUUUCGAUCUGUCAUCUAUGAGCCAUACCUGGCGAUGUUUGGCCAGUACCCUGAUGAUGUUGACGGUACCACCUACAACUUCGACCGCUGCACCUUUUCUGGGAACGAGUCCAAGCCCUUGUGCGUGGAAUUGGAUGCCAACAACCAACCCCGCUUCCCAGAGUGGAUUACCAUUCCUCUUGUUUGCAUUUACAUGCUCUCAACUAACAUCCUCCUUGUGAACCUGCUCGUGGCCAUGUUUGGUUACACAGUUGGGUCAGUACAAGAGAACAAUGACCAGGUGUGGAAGUUCCAGCGUUACUUCUUGGUCCAAGAAUAUUGCAGUCGCUUGACUAUUCCCUUCCCUUUCGUCAUCUUUGCCUACAUAUUCAUGGUGAUGAGGAAGUGUUUCAAAUGCUGCUGUAAGAAAGAAAGUAAAGAGCCAUCUAUUUGUUGCUCAAAAAAUGAGGACAAUGAAAUUCUGGCAUGGGAAGCCGUCAUGAAGGAAAAUUAUCUUGUCAAAAUCAAUACCAAAGCAAAUGAUUCAUCGGACUACCCUUCUUUGAUGGUGCAUCGAUUUAGACAACUGGAUGCAAAG